Messenger RNA from Neltuma alba, 2763 nucleotides. Its product is annotated as receptor-like protein EIX2. The transcript has a single exon. NCBI's taxonomy places the organism in Eukaryota, Viridiplantae, Streptophyta, Magnoliopsida, Fabales, Fabaceae. The coding region runs from base 1 to 2763 and encodes 920 amino acids. The record is from RefSeq and is a predicted model, not a curated record. Gene Ontology annotation, molecular function: protein binding.
AUGGUGCAUGAACUAGCUGCAAUAAUGAUGAGCGUGAGUUAUCUAAACCUUGUGAAACUGCCGCAAGCAAUCAUCAUACUCAUAAUGCUGCACUUGCAAGCUGAGUUGUUCAUGAGAGGGUCAUGUUGGAGAAUGGGAGAUGCCCACGCUAGUUGCCUGCACAAGGAAAGACGAGCUCUUCUCAGCAUGAAGAAUGCCUUUGUGAAUGAUUAUGGUCAUUUGUCUUCAUGGGGCUCUUCUCCAGAUUGUUGCCUCUGGAGUCGUGUUUUCUGUAAUCCUCAAACUGGCCACAUUGAGAUGCUUGAUCUCCAUGGUGAUAUUGAGUCCGGACAGCCUUUAAGAGGUGAGAUUAGCCCAUCAUUGAUGGACUUGCCAAACUUAAAUUAUUUAAAUCUCAAUUACAAUGAUUUCAAUGGUAGUGAAAUCCCAAAAUUCUUUGGUUCUCUCACCAAAUUAAGAUACCUCGAUCUCAGUGGUUCUUUUUUUGGCGGCAAAAUACCAAUUGAACUUGGUAAGCUUUCAGACCUGCGAGUUCUAAAUCUUUCCCAUAAUGGUUUAGUUGGCAGUAUACCUUUCCAUCUUGCGAACCUUUCUAGUUUGCAAGAACUUCGUCUAGAUGGGAAUAAUUUAGUUGGCAAUAUUCCUAGCCAGUUUGGUAAUCUUUCAAGCUUGCAGAUACUUUCAGUAUCCCACAAUGAUGAUUUGAAAAUUGAUUACAAGAGCCCGGUUGGCAUUGAGUGGCUUUCCAAUCUUCAAUCCUUAACUUCACUUGUCUUAAGUGAUGUUAAUCUUAAUUACUCUAAGAACUUAUUACCAAUUAUUGGGAGGCUUCCAAACCUAAGAGUUCUAGACCUAGACAACUGUAGCCUAACUGAUAUUAAUAUUCUAUCAACUCCUCCAUCCCAUUUAAAUUUUACUCCUUCUCUUGUGUCUCUUGGUCUUGGUCAAAACAAGCUCACAUCUGUUUUCCCUUGGCUUUUAAAUAUAAGCUCCAAUCUCGCAAGCCUUUCUCUGGACAACAGUCACUUAGGUGGCCCUAUUCCAGAUGAUUUCGGAAAAUACAUGAAUUCUUUAACGGAUCUUGACCUUUCUGAUAAUGACCUAAAUGGAACAAUCAGUGAUGUCCAUUUUAGUAAUCUCACCAAGUUACGAGCCUUAACCUUAUCUUGUGAUUUGUUGACCCUCAAAUUCAGCAACAAUUGGAUUCCACCUUUCCAAUUAGAAUCAUUAUUGUUAUCACGAUGUAAGUUAGGCCCUAAAUUCCCCAAAUGGCUUCGCACUCAAAAUAAUUUAAUGGUGAUACAUGUUUUUCACGCUGAAAUCAAUGAUCCUAUACCAGAGUGGUUUUGGAGACUUGUAGAGGGAGCAGAUGUACUUCAAAUAGAAUCCAGUAAUCUAACAGGUACAAUUCCAAAUUUGCCACUUGAAUUUACUGUCCCGGAGAUAUCAUUGGCUUCAAAUCAAAUUGAAGGCUAUGUUCCGCCAUUUCUACUAAAGGGUGGAGCUCUGGACAUUUCAAGAAAUCAAUUUUCAGAAUUUGUUCUUUCAUGUGGCAAGGGAAUAAGCGCAGUUGUUGAAAAUUUGGUAACGUUAGAUUUAUCAUAUAAUAACUUACAAGGAAAACUUCCUGAUUGUUGGGAUCAUUUCAAAUCUUUAAGAUUUCUUGAUUUAUCCAAUAAUCAACUCUCUGGAGAGAUUCCUAAUUCUAUAGGGUCUUUAAGUCAACUCGAGCAAUUAAUUUUGUGGAACAAUUGCUUCAGUGGUGUCCUUCCCUCCCUGAAAAAUGUAACUGCACUGGGAAUGUUAGAUUUGGGAAAAAAUGACUUGUCAGGACCAAUACCACCUUCAUGGACUAAAGACAAUCUAAAAGAGUUGCAAACUCUUAGCUUACGAAUGAAUAAAUUAGAUGGAAAGUUACCCAUCCAUCUAUGUUAUUUAAAGAAGGUCAGAGUUUUGGAUCUCUCUUUGAACAAGUUUACUGGACCAAUACCAAGUUGCAUCGACAAGCUAGUUGCAAUGGCUCAAAAGCAUGUCAGAAAUGAUUACAUAGGUUUGAUCGGAUUCUACUAUAAAGGAAAAUCUCCAGUAGCUGGAACUUUUGGUUGGAACUUGCCUAUGGUGUGGAAAGGAAGAGAUUUGGUGUACGAUGAUCGCUAUGGGCUUGUAAGCAUUGAUCUCUCUCACAAUCAACUAGAGGGUGAAAUGCCAACAGGAAUUGGAAAAUUGGUUGAAUUGAUAUUUCUGAAUUUAUCAUCAAAUAAGUUGAGUGGAAAAAUCAUACAAGAGAUAGGACAAUUAAAAUCACUAGAAGUUUUGGAUCUAUCAGAGAAUCAUUUUCAUGGUGAAAUUCCUUCGAGUCUUGCUGAAAUAUCUUUAUUGAGCAUUUUGAAUUUAUCGAACAAUAGCUUGUCAGGAGAAAUUCCAACAGGAACACAGCUGCAAUCUUUUGACCCCUCGAGCUAUGAAGGAAAUCCUUACCUUUGUGGGAGGCCACUGGACAAGCUAUGUCCUUCUGAAGAUCAUCCAUUAGGAAAUGAGACACAAGCUAACCAGGUUGCUGAUGAAGACGACCCUUUCAUGAGAGGAUUUUACGAAAGCUUGGGCGUGGGAUUUGCUGUUGGAUUUUGGAUAGUGUUUGGAUCAUUGUUAGCUAUUCCAUCAUGGAGGCAUGCCUACUUCAAUUUCCUAAGCAAGAUGUCGGACUCCAUCUACGUGGCAACGGUGCUCCGUGUGGGAAGAUGGCGCAGGUGGCUCCGCAACUAA